Molecule: messenger RNA, 492 nt
Organism: Aspergillus versicolor CBS 583.65
Lineage: Eukaryota; Fungi; Ascomycota; Eurotiomycetes; Eurotiales; Aspergillaceae
Exons: 2
Coding region: 1-492 (163 amino acids)
Molecular function (GO): hydrolase activity, acting on glycosyl bonds
Source: RefSeq, a predicted model, not a curated record
AUGUCUGCUCCUCCGUUCGAACCCAUCGUCGUCAACAGCGGCUUCGAGACUGGCCUGCUCGCGCCCUGGAUCCCCUCUGACCCUGCUGCUGCAACCAUCGCCAACGGAACUGAGGUAUAUGCAGGAAACUACUUUCUUGCCCUGCGAAAUGCACCCGGCAACCGCGCGAACUGGGUGCACCAGCCCCUGAACGACCUCGACGCCAGCACCAACUACACCGUCACUGCGCAGGUCUCAGGCCCUGCUGUCUCUGCUGCAAACUACUGUUCAGCCUGGGUCCACAUCGGCGCCAAUGUUACCACCGGUCUCAUUGACCAGGUCGAUCUCAGCUAUGACGACUUCGGGAAAUGGGUGACCCUCCAAGGGCAGUUCCAGCCAAAGAGCGACGCCGUCGAGCUGUACCUGCGUGCUGCCUGCACUCUCUCGGGGGCGUCGCAUACCAGUGUUCUUUUCUGGGAUGAUAUUGUCGUGGCGCCGGCUGUGCUGGACUAA